Triticum turgidum subsp. durum (durum wheat) is the source of this 915-nucleotide messenger RNA. The record is from the annotation of a GenBank genome assembly. NCBI's taxonomy places the organism in Eukaryota, Viridiplantae, Streptophyta, Magnoliopsida, Poales, Poaceae.
AUGGGUGUCCCGUCAAUCGACUGGGAGGCGGAGAGCCACCCCGCCUACGCCGACUUCGCGGCCCUCCCCUUAUUCGCCACCUUCUUCCUCGCCGCCCGCUUCCUCCUCGACCGCUUCGCAUUCGAGAGGCUAGCAAGGCGUCUGAUUUUUGGGAAGUGGGAUGCGAGGCUUGGCUCCGAGACAGAUGCAGAGAGGAUGAAGAUCAGAAAGUUUAAGGAAUCCGCCUGGAAAGGCGUUUAUUUCCUUUCCGCGGAAUUUCUGGCAUUAGCUGUGACGUACAACGAGCCAUGGUUCACCAACACAAUGAAUUUCUGGGUUGGACCAGGAGACCAGAUUUGGCCAGAUCAAACAAUGAAGUUUAAACUAAAGGGGGUUUACAUGUAUGCUGCUGGUUUUUACAUGUACUCAAUAAUUGCCCUUCUCUUUUGGGAAACAAGGCGUUCAGACUUUGGCCUUUCAAUGACUCAUCACAUAGCAUCUGUAUUUCUCAUUGUAAUGUCAUACAUAUUCAGGUUUGCACGAGUGGGUUCAGUUGUGCUUGCCGUUCAUGAUGCAAGUGAUGUGUUCCUGGAGGUUGGAAAAAUUUCUAAGUACAGUGGACGCCAGUUGCUUGCUGAUGUAUCAUUUCUUCUUUUCGUCAUUUCUUGGGUGAUCCUUCGCCUGAUAUAUUUUCCAUUCUGGAUUCUCUGGAGCACUAGCUAUGAAAUUGUUCAUAUUUUGAACAAGGAGAGACAUAAAUUUUAUGGGCCGAUAUACUACUAUGUGUUCAACUGUCUUCUGUUCUCCCUCCUUGUUCUACACAUAUAUUGGUUUGUCUUAAUGAAGCGAAUGCUCGUGAAGCAAAUUCAGUCUAAAGGGCAUGUUGGGGAUGACAUUAGAUCUGAUUCGGAAUCUGACGAGGAACGUGAUGAUUGA